Molecule: messenger RNA, 1203 nt
Organism: Penicillium verrucosum
Lineage: Eukaryota; Fungi; Ascomycota; Eurotiomycetes; Eurotiales; Aspergillaceae
Product: SGNH/GDSL hydrolase family protein
Exons: 10
Coding region: 1-1203 (400 amino acids)
Molecular function (GO): carboxylic ester hydrolase activity
Source: RefSeq, a predicted model, not a curated record
AUGCGGCUUGGACAAACAUUUACGGCCUUACUUUCAUGGGCCUUGGUUGCUUCCGCCACCAUUCUCGAGAACGGUCAAGUGAGAGAGAAUGCAUACCCAGGCCAGUUACAACCGGUGACUCUGGACGAUUCGUGGAGGGACUAUCCUGCGGAUGCUCCGGAGAUAUCUUACAAAGGUCGUUGGGAUAGCCAACACAUUUCUUGGUGGUCUGCACCGGGAAUCAAAGUCGAGUUCUCUGGGGAAAAGCUUGCUGUCCACUUCGGCCCAAGCACCGACACAGGUGUUCUAGUAGCCUACCGGAUUGGCUCUCUUGACUGGCAAUUCUCUAAUGUCACCGCCUCGUCAACCUAUCAAUUUGUUGGUCCAGAGUCAGAGCUCAAAGAUGGCGAUGAACCCGUAGAGAAAAACACAUUUGAGAUGAGAGUUCAAAUCGCUGGCGUAGCUGUCGCGAAUGACGCUGUCCUCACUAAGCCCCCAACCUUCGAGAAGAGAGUUGAGAUCAUCGGCGGCUCACUUGCAUCUGGACAAUUCGCCACCUAUGAGACACUCUCCUCAUGGUCCUUCCUCUUCGCCAACGGCUUGGGCAAUGUCGAAUAUGGCAUCACAGCCUAUCCCGGCGUGUGUCUCGCCGAUGAACAAUGUUACAACGGCGGCUCUCGCGGCGUGGGCUGGUACUGGCAUCGUGCCUCAGACCCGGGGUCUCGCGCACAUUCGAUCUACGAUCGCAGCCCCGAGAAGUGGGACGUGAAAGCAGAGCAACCGGCCGACCUUGUGAUCAUCCAGAUGGGCGGUAACGAUCACCGUAAGCCCAACGAAAUCCCCGGCAGGGAUUACUACCAUGCCUACGUCGACUUGGUGGAGGAUAUCCACUCUAACUGGCCUAAUGCGAUCAUCAUCCUCAUGUCUCAAUGGGGAAGUUUCACCAAGGAAGGAAAGAAGUACGUCGGUAGCACUUACUACCAGGAAGAGACCCGGGAGGUCAACGAGCACUUCAAGGACCGUGGUUUCGUCUACUAUUUCUCCACCGAGGGUCUGCUGCAACAUAACGAUAUCAACCCCAAGAACCAUCUUACGGAUGUGGGUCAUGUCAAGAUUGCGAGUCACUUGUUGCAGUGGGUUAAGUUGAUUCUCAGGUGGAACCUUGAGCCCACGGGUGAAGUCGCCGCUGGAACGACGUACUGGAACGAUCAGCAGGAAUACUGA